AUGGGAAGUGAGAAGGCGGUGGAGACAGUGGUUGCAGGGAAUUACAUGGAGAUGGAGAGUGAAGGGAAGCCCAAGGCUAUGAAGACAAGGAUAUCAGAGCUCUUCUGGCAUGGUGGCUCAGUUUAUGAUGCUUGGUUUAGCUGUUCUUCCAAUCAGGUGGCUCAAGUGUUGCUGACAUUGCCAUACUCAUUUUCUCAGCUUGGGAUGUUUUCUGGUGUAAUGUUUCAGCUAUUCUAUGGGUUGAUGGGUAGUUGGACAGCCUAUCUCAUUAGCAUUCUCUAUAUAGAGUACAGAACCAGAAAAGAAAGAGAGAAAGUUGAUUUCAGAGACCAUGUCAUUCAGUGGUUUGAAGUUCUUGAUGGGCUGCUGGGAAAACACUGGAGGAAUGUGGGUUUGGCAUUCAACUGCACUUUUCUUCUGUUUGGAUCUGUGAUUCAACUCAUAGCUUGUGCAAGUAACAUAUAUUACAUAAAUGAUAAUUUGGACAAGAGAACUUGGACAUACAUAUUCGGUGCAUGCUGUGCCACCACUGUCUUCAUUCCUUCAUUUCGCAACUACCGAAUCUGGUCUUUCCUUGGCUUGUUAAUGACCACUUGGACUGCUUGGUACCUCACCAUUGCCUCUCUCCUCCAUGGACAGGUGGAGGGUGUGAAACAUUCAGGACCAUCCAAGCUAGUACUCUACUUCACAGGGGCCACAAACAUUCUCUAUACAUUCGGAGGACAUGCCGUAACUGUAGAGAUAAUGCAUGCAAUGUGGAAGCCACAAAAGUUCAAGGCAAUAUAUUUGUUGGCUACCCUGUAUGUGCUCACACUGACGCUACCGUCCGCAGCAGCAGUCUAUUGGGCAUUUGGAGACAUGCUUCUCAAUCACUCCAAUGCCUUUGCUCUCCUCCCUAGAACUCCCUUCAGAGACAUGGCUGUCAUUCUCAUGCUCAUCCAUCAGUUUAUUACAUUUGGGUUUGCAUGCACGCCCUUAUAUUUUGUGUGGGAGAAGGCAAUAGGAAUGCACGAUUGCAAGAGCAUGUGUAAGCGUGCGGCAGCGAGAUUGCCUGUGGUCAUCCCCAUAUGGUUCUUGGCCAUCGUCUUCCCAUUCUUCGGUCCCAUCAACUCUACCGUUGGAUCACUUCUCGUAAGCUUCACAGUCUACAUCAUCCCUGCUCUCGCCCACAUGAUCACCUUCAAAUCAGCUGCAGCCCGCGAGAACGCAGUCGAGCAACCGCCAAAGUACUUGGGAAGGUGGGUCGGAGCGUAUACGAUCAAUGUAUUUGUGGUUGUGUGGGUCCUUGUGGUUGGGUUUGGAUUUGGUGGGUGGGCGAGUAUGAUAAAUUUUAUACACCAAAUUGACACAUUUGGACUUUUCACCAAGUGCUACCAAUGCCCUCCUCCUCAACUCCCAUCACCACCACCACACUUCAACUCGUCUGUCAUCGCUCCUUCGCCAUCAAACUUGCACCACCGCCUUCACAACCCAUGAGCUGUUGACCCUAAUUUUUCGCUCCAUUGCAUCUCUAGAUCCAAAUCGAAGAAAGAGAAGAAGAAUAGUGUCAUACAAGCCCCAUGGAUGUGUUAGCCAAUAUUAAUUCCCACCCAUCAAAAACAUUGUUUGGGUUAGACCUCUGUUUGUUUCAAAAAAUGCAGUAUGCCACAUUUGAAAUUUUGUACUUCAAUUACUAAGAUGGUUAAUGCUUAAAUUUUGCUCGAUUGAUUUCCUCUCCCUAA
Camellia sinensis is the source of this 1721-nucleotide messenger RNA. The record is from RefSeq and is a predicted model, not a curated record. Lineage: Eukaryota; Viridiplantae; Streptophyta; Magnoliopsida; Ericales; Theaceae.